UCCACACUGGGAAAGUGAGGCCAGCAGCCGACAACCACGAUGCCGGCCCACAUGCUCCAAGAGAUCUCCAGUUCCUACACGACCACCACCACCAUCACAGAGCCUCCCUCCGCAAACCUGCAGAAUGGACGAGAGAGGCUGAAGACCAUGCCUCUCUACCUGGAAGAAGACAUCCGCCCUGAAAUGAAGGAAGAUAUACAUGACCCCAGCUACCAGGAUGAGGAGGGGGCCCCACCCAAGCUGGAGUACGUCUGGAGGAACAUCAUCCUUAUGGCCCUGCUGCACCUGGGAGCCCUGUAUGGGAUCACACUGGUUCCCUCCUGCAAGGUCUACACCUGGCUCUUCGCGAUUAUGUACUAUGUGAUCAGUGCCCUGGGCAUCACAGCUGGGGCUCACCGCCUGUGGAGCCACCGAACUUACAAGGCCCGGCUGCCCCUGAGGCUCUUCCUCAUCAUCGCCAACACCAUGGCUUUCCAGAAUGAUGUGUACGAAUGGGCCCGAGAUCACCGCGCCCACCACAAGUUCUCAGAGACACACGCCGACCCUCACAACUCCCGGCGUGGCUUCUUCUUCUCUCACGUGGGUUGGCUGCUUGUGCGCAAACACCCGGCUGUCAAAGAGAAGGGCGGAAAACUGGACAUGUCUGACCUGAAAGCUGAGAAGCUGGUGAUGUUCCAGAGGAGGUACUACAAGCCCGGGCUCCUGCUCAUGUGUUUCAUCCUGCCCACGCUGGUGCCCUGGUAUUGCUGGGGAGAAACGUUUGUGAACAGCUUGUGUGUGAGCACCUUCCUGCGAUACACUUUGGUCCUCAACGCCACCUGGCUGGUGAACAGUGCCGCCCACCUCUAUGGAUAUCGCCCCUAUGACAAGAAUAUUGAAUCUCGGGAGAAUAUCCUGGUUUCCCUAGGUGCUGUGGGCGAGGGCUUCCACAACUACCAUCACGCCUUCCCCUAUGACUACUCCGCCAGUGAGUACCGCUGGCACAUCAACUUCACCACAUUCUUCAUCGACUGCAUGGCUGCCCUCGGCCUGGCUUACGACCGGAAGAGAGUGUCCAAGGCCGCCGUGUUAGCCAGGAUUAAAAGAACUGGAGACAGGAGCCACAAGAGUAGCUGAGUUUCGAGGCUUCUGAGUUCCUGUUCCAAAAGUUCUCUGGGCAGAGAUUUAAUGACCUGUUGAUUAACCAAUGGAUAAUGUUCCCAGGAUUAGUGAUGCAUUUAACCUAUUCCAGCACAGUAUUCUUAUAAAAUGAGAAAGCUUUGAUCAUGUUUUGAGGUAGUACAUAUUUUAAUUAGCUAGGGUUAACCAUGCCUCAAUAUAUAUAUAUAUAUUUAAAUAUACACACGAUGGACGC
Molecule: messenger RNA, 1354 nt
Organism: Acomys russatus (golden spiny mouse)
Lineage: Eukaryota; Metazoa; Chordata; Mammalia; Rodentia; Muridae
Product: acyl-CoA desaturase 1
Exons: 6
Coding region: 40-1116 (358 amino acids)
Biological process (GO): unsaturated fatty acid biosynthetic process; response to fatty acid
Cellular component (GO): endoplasmic reticulum membrane
Molecular function (GO): stearoyl-CoA 9-desaturase activity; iron ion binding; palmitoyl-CoA 9-desaturase activity
Source: RefSeq, a predicted model, not a curated record